CCCGACUCUACUUUCUCGUCACCACCGCCCGCCCUUUCUCUUUAUACUUUAUUCCCAGGCAAUUGCGCCUUUCUUUCACUUCCUCUUCAACCGACAUAAUGUUCCGUUCCGCUGUUGUCCGCUCUUUGAGGGCCUCCGUGCCUCGUGCCGUCAGGGCCCCGGCUACCUUCCAGAUCCGCAGCGCUCCUGCCGCUCAAUUCGCUCCUCGUUUUGCCUACCAGGGCGUCCGUCUUUACUCCGCUCCUGCCGGUCUUGACAAGAAGGAAGCUGAGGGUCGGAUAGUCAACCUCCUGAAGAACUUUGACAAAGUUUCCGAUGCCAGCAAGAUCAACGGCUCCUCCCACUUCGCAAACGACCUUGGACUUGACAGCUUGGAUACUGUUGAGGUUGUGAUGGCCAUUGAGGAGGAAUUCAGCAUUGAAAUCCCCGACAAGGAUGCCGAUGCCAUUCACAGUGUUGACAAGGCUGUUGAGUACAUCCUUGCUCAGCCCGAUGCCCACUAAAUUAUGUAAUACGAAGGUCUGAAUGAUUUUGCGGGUUAGAUAGAAAACAAGGGGAUGGUGGCGUGCAUCUACAUGGGGUCUCAGCGUGGAAACGCUACUUGUAUGCUGAUACAUGCCAGUGUUGUUUCACCCUACUAUAUCGUGUAUAUCAUCUUGAAUGCAGUUUGAUUGAUUACUUCUGGAGUGGGUUGCUACUGGGUCUCUGGUUGACCUCGUUAUGCGCCAGUAUUCUGAUACCAACCGCCCUAGCAUGUAGGAUUAGUAUUAUAUGGUCGGUGGUCGAAUUGACGCGGGUCUCAAGAUGCAUUGAACAUGUUGUAUAUACCGUCUUGAAAUUAAGACGAUUUAAGGGAGGCUCUGAAACCGGGUUGCUUUGACAACCUUCACAGAGGAUGACGUGGAGCGGAACAAGUCGACAAGAACAAAAUAAAACAUUAAGUUAAGGCAUAUAUAAAAGGAUAGGAAAGAAAGCCUCUAGUGCAAUGGUCUUCUCUUUAUAUGUGUCAUGGUUUAUUCAAUGGGAGAAUAUUUGCGCGCGCACGCGCGAGAGAGAGAGAAUGCUUUCUAUAGAGAUUGGACUAUUUAUGGGUCUCUCCAGUUAGAUAAAUUAUGACAUGUUUUUUGUGGUCCGUCACCGGAGAAGCAUUGACGCUAAGGGAGGAACAAAAGUUGGAAUGGG
Aspergillus pseudotamarii is the source of this 1182-nucleotide messenger RNA. It is a transcript of the gene acpA, whose product is annotated as acyl carrier protein. Lineage: Eukaryota; Fungi; Ascomycota; Eurotiomycetes; Eurotiales; Aspergillaceae. The coding region runs from base 99 to 503 and encodes 134 amino acids. Gene Ontology annotation, biological process: fatty acid biosynthetic process. Gene Ontology annotation, cellular component: mitochondrion. The transcript has 6 exons. Gene Ontology annotation, molecular function: acyl binding; acyl carrier activity. The record is from RefSeq and is a predicted model, not a curated record.